AUGACUACCGCCACGCGCAUCGAAGACCAGCGUAGCUAUCUUCCAGAUCCGCUUUCCGUUUCCCUAAAUCGUACCUCUCGACUUUGCCAAGCUACCCUUGUGCCCUCAACCUCACUGCAGACUGCUUCUGGUCCGUUAGUGCCUACUCGCCCUUCGAGUGCUCAUCCCAGUCAUUUUUGUAAUGAAGUCGAGACAGUUACAUCGGACCGGCUUGUACCUGCAGCUAGAUCUUCCGAUUGUUGUCGUCUGACAACUUCAUUGAACUAUGAUGCCACCGACGGCCUCUUAUCAAUUCCAAGAACCGCAAUUCAUACAACCUCUUCAUCAAGAGACUCGGCCUCCACCACACUAACAUCCGGUCUGAGUUCCGUUCCUCAGCCCAACCCAGGCUUCGCUCCGCGCCAACUAGCGACAGAUCCUCCGUCAGCAGCUGUCAUUCUUCGAAGCCAUGUUACCUCUGGCCAAGCGCCAUCGCAGUUUCGUCCAGUUCGAGCAAGCCGACCUCAAUCUGCCAGCCAAUGUGGGGGUCGUGAGUCUUCCACAACUAGGCUGCAAAACUGUCUUCCUGACGAUGAUUUCUUUGCGCUUAUUCAGCGCCUCCAGUCUACGCGACUUGAAGAGCAACGCUGCAAUCCUCCUAGGCCUCAAUGA
Molecule: messenger RNA, 651 nt
Organism: Protopolystoma xenopodis
Lineage: Eukaryota; Metazoa; Platyhelminthes; Monogenea; Polystomatidea; Polystomatidae
Source: the annotation of a GenBank genome assembly